Molecule: messenger RNA, 1593 nt
Organism: Fusarium coffeatum
Lineage: Eukaryota; Fungi; Ascomycota; Sordariomycetes; Hypocreales; Nectriaceae
Exons: 3
Coding region: 1-1593 (530 amino acids)
Biological process (GO): transmembrane transport
Molecular function (GO): transmembrane transporter activity
Source: RefSeq, a predicted model, not a curated record
AUGGGUAUACUUCGUACCGGUCCUCGUGACCCUGAUGCCUUUCCGGCAAUGCAGCUCUUCCUGCUGGCCAUUGUUCGACUCGCCGAGCCUAUCGCCUUGACGUCCAUCUUUCCCUAUGCUUGGGCUCUCGUCAAAGACUUCCACAUCGGUAACGAGGAACAUGCAUCCUUCUACUCGGGCAUCCUUAUCUCUGCCUUCUCCCUCGCAGAGGCUCUUAUGGGCACAUACUGGGGCGCUCUAUCCGACAGAAUCGGCCGAAAGCCCGUCUUGAUGAUUGGAUCGCUUGGUACGAUGCUCAGUAUGUUGAUGGUGGGAAUGGCUCCCAACUUUGGUGUCGCUUUGUUUGGCCGCGCCCUUGGUGGUCUCCUUAACGGAAACAUCGGUGUCAUUCAGACUAUGGUUGGCGAGCUGGUGACCAAGCCUGAGCAUGAACCUCGUGCAUUUUCCAUCAUGCCUUUCAUCUGGAGUAUCGGAACCAUUGUAGGACCCUCCAUCGGUGGCAUGUUUGCCAGCCCUCACGAUUCUUGGCCUGGAGCUUUCCCUGCCGGCGGCCUCUUCGACCGUUACCCUUACUUGCUUCCCAACCUCAUGUGCUCUGGACUGCUACUCGUCAGCAUCGUACUUGGAUUCUUCCUCCUUGAGGAAACCCAUCCUGAUAUGCAGACUGAGCAUGUUCCCGUUGUCGAGUACCGCCCUACUGAGGAGACCCCCUUGAUGCUGUCUACCAACAACAGAAUGGUGACUGAGGUCCAGGCCGAGACCUAUGGUGCCAUUGAGACCCCAAGUGAUAUCUCCAGCGAGGACUGGGAUGCUCUCUGCAUCGAGAACGAGAAGGAUGAGACCGCUACUCCUACCAAGGCCUGGAACCCCCGUGUCGUGGGCUUCAUCGUUGCUCUGUCCAUCUUCACUUACCACUCCAUGACCUUCGACCAUCUUCUCCCCAUCUUCUUUGAAGAGAAGCGUGCUGAGGCAGCUGAAAUGCUCAAGGGUGCCUCCUUCUUCCCUUUCUACUCUCCUGGUGGUCUUGGCAUGACUUUGCGCGAUGUUGGCAUGGUCCUUGCAGUCGAUGGCGGUAUUGCUCUGUUCAUCCAAGUCUUCAUCUUCCCCUGGGCUGUUCAGAAACUUGGAACUUACCGCCUGUUCAUCCUCGUCACUGUCCUCCACCCAAUCAUCUACAUUCUGAUGCCCAUGCUUCUCCUCGUCCCUGAGGACUUCAUGUAUCUUGCCAUCUACGGUUGCCUCAUCGUUCGCAACAUUCUCUCCAUUAUCCUUUACCCUCUCCUGAUGAUCCUUAUCAAGGAGGCCACUCCUACCGCCAGUGCUCUCGGCAGGGUUAACGGUUUGGCAGCCAGCGCUGGCGCCGCUUGCCGAAUGAUUGCCUCUCCCAUUGCCGGAUUCUUGUGGGCCGUUGGCAGCAAGUCUAACUGCUCUGCCCUGGCCUGGUACGGCAGUGCUAUUGCCGCUAUUUUUGGAGCCAUCCAGUGCUUCUCGGUCCCUCGUGAGCGCUGCCACCAGAUUUCUGAAGAGGCCCCCGCCCUGCCUUGCAAACAGACUGUCACCGUCACCGAGACUGAGUUCUAUGACUCGGACUAA